This is a messenger RNA of Sebastes umbrosus (honeycomb rockfish), 6471 nucleotides long. RefSeq names its product immunoglobulin superfamily, member 3 (gene igsf3). The transcript is spliced from 9 exons. The coding region runs from base 1031 to 4201 and encodes 1056 amino acids. The record is from RefSeq and is a predicted model, not a curated record. NCBI's taxonomy places the organism in Eukaryota, Metazoa, Chordata, Actinopteri, Perciformes, Sebastidae.
GUGGUCUCUGAUAGGAGGAGGGUGGAUGCAGACAGACAGGCAGCAUGCUGUUAAGUUUCCAAACUGCCAAGCAAACAAAAGUGAUUUGCCAAAGCAGGAAGCAGGGAAAUAACCUUGGGAGAAGAAAAAAAAAAACGCAGUGGACUGUUUCUGUCUGUCUGGGACCAGAUCACAGCAUUUUUUCUCAGAUUAUAAUUAAAGCUGUUUGAACUCAUGCGUAAAGCAGCUUUUUUUUUUUUUAUUAUAGGCUUUUUUUUUUGCGCAUUGAUUGGACACACUUGCUCUCAGGUGCGCAGUCCAAGUGGAGCACGCGGUGUUUUGGAGUUUCUUCUUCAUUGAUUAAUCUGAUUUAUUGUGUCAGAGCACAAAGCCUUGUCGGCUCCAUCUAGAGCGCCCGCCCAUUGGGGCUUUCUCUGCGGAGCGAUAGUGGAGAGAUUGAUUAUAGUCUCCGGGAUUUGCCGGUAGAGGAGGAAAGGAAAGGAAAGGAGAGAGAAAGCCUGCUUCUGCUGCUUUGGACUGCGAUUCCCCCCAUCAGUGAAGACAAUUAUAGCAAAAGGACAUCUCGACUCCGGCAGCACCCUCGGAUCUCCCUUGUAUACACUGACUGUCUGUGUGAUCGGGUUUGUCCAAAAUACGCGCAAGGACUUUUUUUUUUUGGUGUCUUUCACCAAAGGAUCGCCUCCGCAGUCUCUGGAUGCGUAGUAAACGAGGUGUGGGUUGGGUCGCCUAGGCGCCUGGCUGAUACAUAGACGCACACGUCGUCAGCGAUAGAAAAGCGAGAUAGGUGAGAGAAAAGGAAAAGCAGCGACACCCGAGGCUUUAUUAUAAUCAGGAGGACACCGGAGAGGUGAGUCGGACAAAACCGGACUGUGGAUUUGACUCUCAAGACAAGACAAGACGCGGAUUUCGUAGAUCUCCUUUCAGAUUUCAAGCACCAAGCGGUUAACAAACCUGACCAGACAUCCUCAUCAUCAUCAUCUGAAGGGGAAUAUUACAAGUGGAUCUGCGAGGCAACACACACACACACACAAUGGCAACCGGUGCGCUCCUUCUUCUUGCCUGUGCGCUACUUGCCGGUGUUGCCGUGGCUCAGAGAGUGGUAACGCUGCAAAGUGGACCGCUGAUACGGACUGAGGGCUCUCACGUGACCAUCUUGUGCAACGUGACGGGCUACAAAGAUGGGGUUGAGCAGGACUUUGAGUGGUCCAUGUACCUGCCGUCGGUGCCGGACAGGGAGAUCCGCAUCGUGAGCACGGCUCAGUCAAACUAUGCCUACGCCGUGUACUCCCAGAGGGUCAACAGUAAAGAGAUCUACGUGGAGAGGCUGAGCGGCGACUCGGCGGUGCUCCACAUCACCAAAGUGCAGGCCAGGGACCAGGGUCUCUUUGAGUGUUACACACCCAAUACAGACGGGAAAUACCUGGGAUCCUACAGCGCACGCACCAACCUCACAGUCAUCGCUGACUCGUUGACGGUGACAGCUCCAGCCCAGACUCUGUCCAAGGUGGAAGGCGACACGCUACAGCUCACCUGCGAGGUGUCUCGGACCACCCUCCAGCACACUCACUUGUCUGUGGGCUGGUACCUGCGCUCCCCAGAGGACGCGGCCGCAGCGCCUCAGGAGCUGGUCACCUUGUCGAGGGACUUUGUCCUGCGCUCCGGGGGACCGUACCGGCAGAGGAUGGCGGCGGGGGACCUCAGGCUGGAUAAAACCAGCGCCACGUCCUACAGGCUGACCAUUCACAAGCUGCAGCCGGUGGACCAGGGCCUGCUGUACUGCCAGGCUGCCGAGUGGAUUCAGGACACAGACGGCAGCUGGUUCGCCAUGACCCGCAAGCAGAGCGACAAGACUCAGCUCCGCAUUCAGCCCACUGAUCGGGACUUCAGCAUCCAGGUGAGCACAGAGCGACGGUCCUUCACGGCCGGUGAGCCGCUGGAGCUUCGCUGCACCAUCGAGGCCCAGAACGUCCCAGAGCGCUUCUUCUCGGUGUCGUGGGUCUUCAGCAGCUCACCGGUGGCCGUGGUGGGCCCCAGUGCCGUGCCUGUCCUGGGCCCCGAUUACGUAACCCGGGAGGCGGCCGGGCACAUGACUGUGCGCAAAGAGAGCACCAACGUGCACUUGCUCAAGCUGCAGCACCUGCGCCCCGAAGACGCCGGGAAAUACAUCUGCCGCGUGACGGAGCGGGAGAAGACGCCCACGGGUGACUUCAUCGACCGCAGCAAGAGGUCCCGCAAUGUCCAGAUCACAGUCCAGCCGCUCAAGAGCAACAUCACCGUGUCAUUGUCCAGCAACUCUUCGGAGGUCCUUGAGGGAGAUGUGAUCCAGUUGACGUGCGCGGUCCACUCCACCACGGGCCCCCUGUCUGUCGCCUGGCAGUGGAUAGACAAGGAGGCGACCGAACCGGCCCUGGAGGUGGCCUCCGUCGAUCGGGAAGGCGCCGUAUGGCACAGCCCGUCCUACAGAGAGCGCUCCAGCUAUGGGGAGAUCCGCGUGGAGAAGGUGCGGGCCGACACGUUCUCUCUGUCCCUGUAUAACGCCUUACCUGGGGAUGAGGGCCAGUACCGCUGCACAGCCACCGAGUGGCUUCAGACCGGCACUGAACCAGAGCUGAACUGGGAGAAGAUAGGAGAGAAGUCAGCUACCAAGACAGUCACUGUCAAGACUGUUGAGUCCUCCUUCAUGGUGUCGGCCUCGUCGCGGACGCCGUCCGUCACCUUCGGAGACUCCUUUGACCUCCUGUGCCUGGUGAAGCCUCGCCACAACCCCCGCGUGCCCACCUCCGUCACCUGGCGCUUCAUGCCGGCCAGCGCAGAAGUCAGCGACGAUGAUCAGGGCGAGUUCAAGGACCUGGUGACUUUCACCCGCGAGGGCACGCUGCAGUGGGGCGAGCAGCUGCUGGGGCUGGGCACCCGCACCACCGUGGACCGCUCCCACUCCAACACCAACUUCCGGUUGUCGGUGACCCGGGCGGGGCGCCGCGAGGCGGGCAAGUACCAGUGCACCGCCGUCCUGUGGAGGAGGAACUACGACAACAGCUGGAGCAGAGUGGCCAACCGCACUUCAAACCUGCUUGGCAUCAGCGUCCUACAGCCAGAGAGCAAGCUGCGAGUGCAAAAGACCAACCAGUCUCAGGUGCACCUGGAGGAUAGUCGCGUCAGGAUCAAUUGCUCCAUCAGCUCCCAGACCAGCCAGGACUCGCAGCACGCCGUGCUGUGGUACGUGAGGCGCGCCACCGGGUCAGAAGCCGACGAGCUCCUGCUGAGAAUCGAACGCUCGGGGGCCUUCGAGUACGGCGCCUACGCGGACGAGGAGAGACUGCGACGGCGAGUGCAGGCCGAGAGGCUGUCGCCCCGUCUCUACGCGCUGACGCUGAACAGGGCGGAGAACAGCGACUCCGGGACAUACUACUGCCUGGUGGAAGAGUGGCUGAGUGAUCCAGAUGGAGCCUGGUAUCGACUCUCCAGGGAGUCCUCGGGGUUCACGCAGGUUCUGGUCAGACAGCCAGAGAUCCGACUGCAGGUGGAGGAAUCGGAGUCAAACGUGACGGUGGAAGAGUCCGCCUCCAUCCGACUGGGCUGUAGCAUUCCCUCCCAGUCGUCCCGAGACUCCCGCUUCUCCGUGUCCUGGUACGUGGAGCGCUCUGACGACGACGAGGACGACGAGGAACAGCCGGGCGAGGGAGACAGGGAGUGCGUGUUCUCCAUCGGCCAUGACGCCGUUUUCGGAAACGGAAACUGCAGCCCCAGAGAGGAGCCGGGGCCUAACUCCCGCCUGCAGUUUGAGAGGAUGACCUCUGACCAGUACAGCCUGACCAUCCAGGGAGCACGGCCGACAGACGUGGGCCGAUACUACUGCCACGUAGAGGAGUGGCUGCUGAACCCCCGCAAUGCCUGGUACCGCUUGGCUACCAACAACUCCGGGUUCACUAUCGUCAACGUAAUGCAGCAAGUGUCCACCGUCCAGUCAGUGGUGUGCUCCAAGUCCUCCCUCUUCUACUUCGUCUUCUUCUACCCCUUCCCCAUCUUCGGCAUCCUCCUCAUCGCCGUGCUGAUGGUGCGCUACAAGAGCCGCAGCAACAGCAAGAGCCAAGAGGGCAAGAACGGAGCCCCUCUCCUGUGGAUUAAAGAACCUCACCUCAGUUACUCUCCCACCUGUCUGGACCCACCUGCGCUCAGCCUGCACCCCGGCUCUGUCGACUAAGUGAGCCCCUCCCCCCCUCCCCCUGCCUCGCGCACAUCGAGGAUCCAGCCAACACAAUGCCAGGGAGCAGAUCUGGACUCCACCUUCAGACCUUACUGUCGUUCACUGCUGUGUUGAAUUAGUUGAUCAGUUUAAAAAACCCUACCCUGGUGGCUGCCUGUUUUACGUUAACUGUGUGUUUGUGUUUGUGUGUGUGUGUGUGUGUGUGCGUGUGUGUGUGUGUGUGUGUGUGUGAGUAUGGGUGUGCCAUGUUAGCACGAUUAAUUGUGCGAGUGCGAAUUGAAGGACAAGAGAGCAUCACGAGCCUCUCUCAUUUUUUUUUUCAUUUUUUUUUCUGUGAAACUCAUAGCUGCAUUUUUUUUUUUUUUUUUUUUGUUACUCUGAAUAUUUGUCUAUUUUUCAAGAGAGAUAGAAAAAAGAAACUGCGCACAUGAGAUCAUCGGCCUUUCCUGGGAAGGACAUUUUAAGAGAAGGAACUCUAUAAUCGACUCCGGCACUGAGUGGAUGCCAAAAAAAAGUCUCUGCACUGAUCCAAGAGCAGCCACAGCCUGGCCCACUAUGUUGGUUGCCAUAGUGAUUCUCUGCGCCCACUGACUCAGUUCGUAGCUGCUGACUUGGUUGCCAGCCUGCAUAGAGACAAAGGCAAGGACACACAAGUCUGUGUCCUAAGUGAGGAUGUAUGUGUGUUGGCCCACCUGCCUCCACAAUGAAUUUGCCUUGGCAGACAGAAACAGGUCCUCUCGCGCCACUUAAACACUGCCAGACACUCUGGCCUCAGCGAGAGGCUGCUCCGCUCUCCUCCUCUAUCCUCCCAACAAGAGAACGAGAGGGAGGAACGUCGGAAAGGACCGGGAGUGAAUGAACAGCGCUCUCCUGCUGAGGAUAUACAUACUUUGACAUAAGAGAUUUUUUUUUUGCAGUGCCAAGACGUCCUUAUUUCCAACGCUGUUCUCUGCAGCUACUGUUUGAAGUUUUAAAGAGAGUCGGAUUGUUUUUAUUGAAGCAGAUUGUAAGAUGUGUCUGCUUGCCUCCUGCUGUGGGUUUAUGGGCCUUGUGGGCAAAAAGGGCGAUUUUUUACACUCAUGUUAAAACAGUUGAAUUGACUGAAAUUAAAUUCUUGCACAUUUCUUUAAGUCGCCCAUUUUGACCACUCCGUCCAGUCUUCAAAAGAUGCGUAUUUGUUUUAAAAAAGACUUUUGACUGGUUAAGAGCCACACUGAAGAUGUGUAGUAAAACACUUAAAAAUGUUAUCUGCACAUUAUAAGAAGACAAAUUGCUGGCCGGGGGGCAAAUGUUUGACUUUUGUGUUUAUUUUAAAGAUUUUUCUAUUUAUUGUUUUUUGUACUACUUGCAUAGCUUUGUAAGAUUUUUUCUUUUUUGCUUUGAAAUUCUCUAAGAACUGUGCUGCUUGUGUUGCCAGGCAACUGCACCAAGCAGAUUAUGUCAAUAGCCUGUGUGUUGGCAAUGUGGUAGAUGUAGAAAUGCUAGAUUCGUCCUGCGCAUUGCAGUCUUGUAGCAUUUCAUACCAGAUUGUCAAGUUUGGUUCAGUGUCAAAACACUGUAUAUCUAUAGCUAUACUGAAACCGUGGCUUUACAUGUACAAUAGUUGAACAGACGAGUCACACAAAUGAAUUCACUUAAUGCUUUUUGCUCGAGUCGCGUUUAUUUAGUGAAAAUGUGAUGUAACACCUAGGUAGGACGUUUGAUCAAAGACGGCUGAAGCCGAACUGUUGCAGGCGUCUUCUAAUCAUGGAUUCUAGCUGGAGGCGUCGUCCUCGGCUCCCCUGAUGCAAGGCAGGAGGGUUGCAAACGUGCGUCACCUUCCCUGGAAGUGCAACAGCCAGGAGAGGUACCCAACCUGGGCCUAACCCUUUCACUGCCAGACUGGACACAUGAAAACUCUCGAAAAACUUGUUGUCUCAAUCGUGUCAACAUGUAUAUUGCAUGACAAUACUGCAGGAGGAAUUUCGAUGUUUUGUAAACUUUGAACUCUUUGAGCAUUGUGUUUGUGUGACAGAGCAGUGCCCAACCCCCCCACCACACCCCACUCUACCGACUUCCUGAGCCAAGAGUCAACACAAAGCCCCGGUCCCUCGCCAUCUACAAUAUUUGACUGCCAAAUAUUCCAGAUGCCCUUUGAAACCUGUGAAGUAAUCUAUUUCAAGAAUGGGUGUUGUGGAGAUUGUGUUUGAUAUUAUUGCUCAUAUUUGUCUUUUUAAUGCUUUGCUUUUAUGCAGCACUUCAUUAAACAGAUUUAUGUCCAAAAAAAA